This is a messenger RNA of Ciona intestinalis (vase tunicate), 2392 nucleotides long. RefSeq names its product ATP-sensitive inward rectifier potassium channel 12-like. Gene Ontology annotation, biological process: regulation of monoatomic ion transmembrane transport; potassium ion import across plasma membrane. Gene Ontology annotation, cellular component: plasma membrane. The record is from RefSeq and is a predicted model, not a curated record. NCBI's taxonomy places the organism in Eukaryota, Metazoa, Chordata, Ascidiacea, Phlebobranchia, Cionidae. Gene Ontology annotation, molecular function: inward rectifier potassium channel activity.
UCAGAUUUAAAAACUUUAUUUCUUUACCUUUAUCAAUUGUAUAACUGUUCUAGAACUAAGGUCAUUGUAGAGUUGAAAAGUUCAAUAUACCAUCAGCCGAGUCCACUCCCGCGCCAGCUGUCGACAGAAUAUGGACAACAUGGGGUUAAGACGCGGUCGUGUGGAAAACUACGGUUUGCCCGGAUUGAGACAUUCAUCGUUACGUAAUGGAUGUACGUUAAGAAAUAUAUCUGAAUUGCCUAGCGUGAGUGGAAGCGUGGAAAUUCACAAUCAAAGCAACAUGAACAACUUGCGGAAAGUAAGUAACAGCAGCAGUCUUCAGGGCAUGAUGACAUAUCACAUGGAAGAAGAUGAUCAAGUAAAAGAGAGAAGUAAUCUUAUAUCACAUAAGGGUGUCAGAUUUAUAAAAAAGACCGGACAUUGCAAUGUUAGCCAUUCAAAUUUAACAGACAAACCACGAAGGUUUAUCGCAGAUAUUUUUACAACUGGUGUUGAUUUAAAAUGGAGAUGGAACCUUUUUGUAUUUAGUGCUGCGUUUGUUGUAAGUUGGAUUUGUUUUGCUCUUGUCUUUUGGUUGAUAUCAUAUCUUCAUGGUGAUUUUGCCGUUCGAGCUGCGAAUGAAUCUUUUACACCCUGCGUUAACAACCUUGAUAUAAAUCAUCCUUUCACUUCUUCAUUUCUAUUCUCCUUGGAAACACAAACUACCAUAGGAUACGGAUUCCGGGUAGUAACAGAGGAAUGUCCAUUCACUGUCUUUAUGGUUGUUGUACAGUCUGUAUUCGGAUGCAUUCUUGAUGCUUUUAUGAUUGGUCUCAUUAUGGCAAAAAUUUCAAGACCAAAGAAAAGAGCAGAAACUUUGAUGUUCAGCAACAAGGCCGUCAUUAAUAUGAGAGAUGGCCAAUUAUGUUUGAUGGUGCGAGUUGGAAACUUAAGAAAAAGUCAUCUUGUUGAAGCAACCAUCAGGAUGCAAUACAUUCAUUCACGAGAAACUCUUGAAGGAGAAUUCAUUCCCCUUGAACAAAUAGAUCUUCACUUGGAUCUAAAGAAUGAUUCUGAUCGACUUUUUCUUGUAACCCCACAAACAAUUUGUCAUCCAAUUGACGAGAACAGUCCACUGUGGGAGCUUAAUGCAGAGGAUCUACCUCAUGCGAAUUUUGAGGUAAUCCUCAUCUUAGAGGGCAUGGUGGAAGCCACAGGCAUGACAACUCAGGCAAGAGCAUCAUAUCUUCCAAAUGAAAUUCUAUGGGGUCAUCGGUUUCAGAAUAUGAUUUCAUUUACCAGGAACAAUGGAUAUAAAGUCAACUUUGGGAAAUUUAACAAGACAUAUAUGACACCAAACUCGCCUCAUCAAAGUGCAAAAUACUUGAGUUGUGCAUCCAAUUCAGAAAUGAAUACUUUGGUGGAAUCUUCAAUGAACAACAACAAGAAAAAUAGACAAGCAGACAGCGAAAGCUCAAGUAUUAGAAGUUCAAUCCACAGUCACCAACAUGAUCCAUCAUCCAGUGCAUCAGAUGGUAAAGACUCAGGUUAUACUGCAGUGGAAGAUUUAACAAGAGCUUAUAGUUCACAAACACUGAACACAGAGAACAACAAAGUGUUAACUUCGACCACUUCAUUAUCUGACGAAUCUGAAGACAAUAAAACUGUUUCCGAGUCAGAGCGUAUGGGCUCACUUGUAAAUUCGAGGAAAUCUUUGCCGUCGUCAGAACUCCUGGUUGACGUCGCCGAAGAAAUAAGUCCGGGAAAAGGUGCGACGCUGGUUCGUGUGGGCGAAAUAGAGCUGCACAAAGCGCCAUCUAACGGCUCGCUUAAAACGUCGUCAUCGUUCCGAAGCGCGAUCAAUAAAUCCAACCCUCAGUACAGUGACGUUACAGUCCAACAAGCGAAAUCUUCCGACGACAUCAGACUAUUAUUGAUGCGCGGUCGCUCGGGAGAUGAGCAAUUGGCACAAAGUAACGCCGAAAAAUCUUUUAUCGAGUGCGAAAACAAUGCUCUUUGCGUGUAAAUAGUAAGCGUUGUAAAACAUGAUCAAUUGCUACCUACUUAAAUUCAAGGUGAAAUUGCUUCCAAAAACUUCCCAUGACCUUUGUGUAUACAUUACCGGAAAGUGUUACCUGAUAAUCACCAACAAAGCAACAUGGUGAACCGAAGAAUAUGCAACACACGCAAAAUGAUCAAAACGUUUUCCAAAAGUCCCUUCGAAAAUAUCAUACACCGUCGGAAGUGAAAUGUGCCUUUCUGUUAAUUCCGUUUUUAAUUCGCGUGCGUCUUUUUUGUGCCUUUCGUCCACGUCAUAUUUGUGUUUCGUAAUAGGUUAGCAGCGUUAGCUGACGUUUUCAUGUGACAUUGGCUGAAAGUUUGAUAAUAAAAGAAAAUCAUUCAAAUCUAAAAA